Molecule: messenger RNA, 1553 nt
Organism: Bubalus bubalis (water buffalo)
Lineage: Eukaryota; Metazoa; Chordata; Mammalia; Artiodactyla; Bovidae
Gene: LRR1
Product: leucine rich repeat protein 1
Exons: 4
Coding region: 82-1356 (424 amino acids)
Molecular function (GO): protein binding
Source: RefSeq, a predicted model, not a curated record
GCCCCGGCGGCGGCGCGGCGGGGCGGGAAGGGGGAAGUUUUAAACCGAGUGGUGGGAGCCGGUGGCUGGCGUCCCGGCGGAAUGAAGCUGCAUUGCGAGGUGGAGGUGGUCAGCCGGCAUUUGCCGGCCUUGGGGCUGAGGAACCGGGGCAAGGGCGUCCGGGCGGUGUUAAGCCUUUGUCAGCAGGCGCCCAGGACUCCGCCGGGUCCCCGAGCGGGAGGCGAGCGGGGCGGCCGUCACCCCGCCUGUUUGUUCAUUUCCACCCUGAAGGACAGGCGCGGGACCCGCUAUGAGCUAAAGGAGAAUAUUGAGCAGUUCUUCACCAAAUUUGUGGAUGAGGGGAAAGCCACUGUUCGCUUAAAGGAGCCUCCUGUGGAUAUCUGUCUCAGUAAGGCCAAUUCCAGCAGUCUAAAGGGUUUCCUUUCAGCUGUGCGACUGGCUCAUAGAGGCUGUGAUGUUGAGGCACCACUUUCAACCCUCACACCAGUGAAGACUUCAGAAUUUGAAAAAUUUAAAACUAAAAUGGUUAUCACAUCCAAAAAGGACUAUCCUCUAAGCAAGAACUUCCCCUAUUCUCUGGAACAUCUUCAGACUUCUUAUUGUGGGCUUGUUCGGGUUGAUAUGCGUAUGCUUUGCUUAAAAAACCUUAGGAAGUUAGACCUGAGUCAUAACCAUAUAAAAAAGCUUCCAGCUACAAUUGGAGACCUCAUCCACCUUCAAGAACUUAACCUGAAUGAUAACCACUUGGAAUCAUUUAGUGUAGCCUUGUGUCAGUCUACACUCCAGAAGUCACUUCAGAGUUUGGAUAUCAGCAAGAACAAAAUUAAGGCACUCCCUGUGCAGUUUUGCCAGCUCCGAGAACUUACAUAUUUAAAACUUGAUGAUAAUGAAUUGAUUCGACUUCCUUUCAAGAUGGGACAACUGAGGAACCUGCGGUUUUUGUCAGCAGCUCGAAAUAAGCUUCCAUUUUUGCCUAGUGAAUUUAAAAAUUUAUCCCUUGAGUACUUGGAUCUUUUUGGAAAUACUUUUGAACAACCGAAAGUCCUUCCAGUUAUACACCUGCAAAUGCCAUUAACUUUACUGGAAUCUUCUGCACAAACCAUAUUAUAUAAUAGGAUUCCAUACGGCUCUCAUAUCAUUCCUUUCCAUCUUUGUCAAGAUUUGGAUACUGCAAAAACCUGUGUUUGUGGAAGAUACAGUAUAAGCAGUUUUAUUCAAGGAACUACUACCAUGAAUCUACACUCUGUUGCUCACACUGUGGUCUUAGUAGAUAAUAUGGGUGGUACUGAAGCACCCAUUAUUUCUUACUUCUGUUCUCUAGCCUGUUAUGUAAAUUCUUGUGAUAUGUUCAAGUAAUAGGUGAUACCACAAAAAGAAAUUCCAUUUAGUCUCCGACUAAUUUGGGAUUCAAUUAUGGUUUAAAUGUCAAAUUGGAGAAAGGGCAGCUUUCCACGGAUUUUGUAUACUUGAAUGAGGGGAAGAAUGUGUGGUGUCUAACAUUUUCAAUCAUUUGAUUGUAAAACCUUAAUUUCAUUAAAACCUGGUUAAUUUUA